CAUUUCUGUUCUAUGCAAAAAAAGGGGGGGAUUUAAAAGAGGAACUAUCAUUUAUGGAACUGCAGCACGUCCCAUAUCUACUGCUGGCGUAUGGAUCACGUGCAAUAAAACACAGACGCUCUGUCCUCAAAAAGGCAUUGUCGACACACGCGCUUUAGGCUCUGUUCAACACCGCUGAAUAAUAGACGAUUACAAUUCUUAAAACCAUGAAGCUAACGUCACCAGGUUCAUUGGCGUCACAUCUAUCUCCUCACCUCGCCUUUAGCAUCACCAUCAUCAUCACCACCACCAUCGUCCCUUCUGCUUCCUCACCUCCGUGCGACUCGCUGAACUUAUCCUCCUCGUCGCCUCUGCCCGCCUCCACCACCGCCAAAUGUUUCGAAGCCACAGGACCCAACUGCCCUCUCGGCCCGAGUUUGAAUUGGGCCGUCCUCGUCUCCUUGAAGUCGGCCGAGAUUCUGAAGAUCGACUGCAAACUGAAAUCCGUGGAGGUUUCUGAGGGGCAGCCGUUUCCCAUGCUGCCCAACCUCAAUGAGCUCCGACUGAACAACAACCAGCUUCAAAACCUCCCCACGGGGUUCAUGGGCAACCAUAAGAGCCUCAAGGUCCUCCACCUGGAAGACAACCGUCUCACGAUCCUGCCCAUGGCUUUCCUCAAGGGGUGCGUCAGUAUGGAGAAGCUACUGCUGCACAAUAACAAGCUGAUGCACCUCCCCUCCUUUAUCAAACUACCCCUCAAAUCCCUCACCCUCCACAACAACUUGCUGGUCUGUGACUGCUCCCUCUACCUCAUGCUCCGACACAAAACGACGCUGCUUGUGCCCACCGAUCAUGCGCUGGAGUUCCCCAAAUGCCACAGCCCUGUUCAACUAAAAGGCGAACCAGUCAAGAACGUGUCCAUGGACAUGGUUUGCCGGAAUGUGGGCCCCUAUUUCUCCAAGUGGUAUGUCGUGGCAAUGGCCGUCGGGGCUGCUCUGUUUUUGGUAAUUUCCGCUGUAGCGAUAGCAGGGAUGUGGGUGGCCAGAAGACACUCCUACAAUCACCGUCGAGUUUCCAACAAUGCUCCCAUCAGCGAUAUCACCGUUAGAACGAGUUUCGCGACCAGCAAUACGGUCAACAAUGCUUACAUCACCACCGCGGAAUUAUCCUCCCCGUACGUCCCCGAAGAUGUGUACGAUAAUGUGGGGGAGAUGUUAGAGGAAGACAUGGAAUCCGACAAUUAUAUUGAUGGUGAUGUUAAUUAUAACGACAAAGACGAUUAUGAAAAUCUGUAGAUGUGAUGGCUUCAGUUCAGGGUGGACAACUAACCUGGUGUAUGCAAUGGGGCAGUUUUUUUCCCCCCUUCAAAAUAUCAUGCGAGAAAAAAGGUAAUCUGGGUCUACAAAACAAAACUAAAAUUGUGAAUGUAACAAAGCACUCUGUCCAUUAUUCAAUAAUUUGUCAGAAUUUGGCUACAAUUCAAUUUCGGCAUGUUUAGCCCCUGCUGUUUGAGUCGAUGGUGAGGUGGCUUUGCAGAACCGAGAGCUCUAUAAAUCCAUAACUUUUGAAACUAUAGAAUGCAGUAUCAUGCAUGCAGAAUCUAGAUUGUAUAUAUCUGUAAAUUUUGUGUGGUCUGUAAACGUGCAACGUUAGGCAAACAGUGCUGCAUGUGGUUGGAGCAACGUUGGAGCAACGUUGGACCUCCUCAGGCACAGCGGUGUUAGCCGCUGAGGGUGUGGAGUGUGACGUUCUUCUUUUGACACGCUUUUAUUUAACUCACUCUGUUGUUGUUGUCGUUGUUGUCGUCAUUGUUGUAUCCUCAAAUCUUGUAACUCAAUUUUAACCCACUUCCCAAUGUGGUAUCGACUGCAAAC
Messenger RNA from Petromyzon marinus (sea lamprey), 1853 nucleotides. RefSeq lists its product as uncharacterized. Gene Ontology annotation, molecular function: protein binding. Lineage: Eukaryota; Metazoa; Chordata; Hyperoartia; Petromyzontiformes; Petromyzontidae. Gene Ontology annotation, cellular component: extracellular matrix. The record is from RefSeq and is a predicted model, not a curated record.